CUAAUAUACAGACAGUUUACAUUUUUACAAAUGUUCUAAAAAUGUGUUGUUUACUGUUGUUUUUAUGGUGUGAUAUCUAAAAAAGGCGAAAUUAUAACUAAAAACAAUUGAAGAAUAAUGCCGAAAUCUAUUCAGAGUUUCUAAGUUUACUAAGUACCUGAUACUGCAUAAUAAUAUUUACAACAUAACCUAAAAUUUGCCGGUUGUAUUAAAAUUUAUUUAAGGAUUCAAAAUGAGGGAAUUUGAUGAUAUUAUAUCUUUUAUGGACGUGAUGGAUUUCGAUGAAGAAAUCGUAGAUGCUCGUCUCAAGUCCAUAAUGGAAAGAAAUAGCUUUACAAGCGAACACUUAUUGAAUGCAACUAAUUUGUUGAACUACAAAUACUUAUUAAAUGUAAAGGAAUCUGAUGAAUGUGAAAACGAUUUUGAGUUCGAGUUUGUUGGUAAAUUAAUCAAGACUGUGGACGAAGCAAAUAUUGAAGCUAUUUGUAAAAUAAUAGACAUAAUUCUCUCUCUCAAUCCAAGUUCCAUAGUGAUCAAGUCUGAACACUUACUACAGCAAUUAUUAUCGAGUAUAAGCAUUCAUUUGGAAAAUAUUACCUCUGAAGAGACUCAUGUUACAAUGUUGUUAUCUUUAAAGUUAUGUGAUAGUAUACUUCAAGCUGUUAUUAGAGCUGGUGAAAAAUUAUCUUUGCCAUUUCUAGAUGUACCAUUAGAAAGGAUUGUGUUGAGCCAGAAUGAACAAUUAAAGAAACAUUUCCUUACAAUAACAGUUAAAAGGUUUUUUGAUGGUAUCAGUGGAUACAAUGUAUUAGAUCAAAUAUGGAACUGUAUUCAGAAAGUAGAAAACAAAUUGAUAUCUCUUAAAGUUCUGUGUGUUCUUUCCAAUUAUUAUCUACCCCUGCCUGACAAUCACGGAGAUGUUCAUUUUGUAUCAAAUAUUAUUACACAAACUGAAUUUUGGGAGAUAACUAUGUACGGCAUGCUCUCAAAUGAUCCAUCAACAAGAAAGUUAGCUAUUUACCUCAUAAAAAGAGCUAUAGAUUGCUUGAAAAUUGGAAAGAAUAAAAUUAAUAUUGAAUCUCAAGUUGUAAACAUAUCAUGGAACCCUGAUAAAGAAGCUGAAGUUAAAAAAAUGUGGCAUGAUUACUUCAUUCUUAUUGAUAGCUUAGAGGAGAAGCAAAGUAAUAUAGUUCUACCAUCUUUACAGCUGUUUGAUUCCCUACAGGAUCUGGGACAAUGUUGGUUAAGUUGCGCUUAUAAUAUUGGAUUGCAACAUGAUAAUCUUCAAGUUAAAGUACAAUGUGCCAAGUACAGAUUACAAUCACCCAUAUUGAAUGACAAAGAAGCAUUAGUUCUAUUAGAAGCACUUAAUGAUAUGAACAUAUACGAUAAUAAGAAAGAAUGUGAAGUUUUGCAACUUAAGUUCAAACAACAUAUAGAUAAUAUAGACUCUUUUAUGCAUAUAAUUAAAAAUAUUCCUAAAGUUAAAUGGUCACCAGUCCCCAUCUACCACUUGAGCAGUGUAUUAGGAGGUGUAAAUAAUCAUAAAAUUGUAGAUAAAGUUGGGAAGGAACAAUUGGUUCUAUUAAUGUAUGAUGUAUUGAAAGUACUGUGCAAUAAUGUGAUAAUAAGGAAAGCAUUUCAUAGGAAUUUAUCACAUUUAAUAGGCAAUUGUUGUAAAGCCUUAGAUUGGAAGGAUCUGCUCAAUCUCUAUUUGCAAUUGGAUGACGAUCUGUGGACACAAGAAAAAAGCAAUCCAUUACUUGAUUUAGUAAAAAAUCAAUUGAUUGUCACAGAUAAGAAACAAUUGUUGAAUGAUAUAAUGAUGUCACAUGUUAAUAUUGAUUUUAUACUUUUAUAUUUAUCAGGACAUGAGGCAGAUUUGGAAAUAUUUUUAGAAUCUGUGAAUGAAAUGUUUGAUGUAGUAGAAAAUGUUAAUCUACACUCUGAUUUGAAUGAUAUCAAUUGUGUUUUGAAAGCAACCUUCUUAGCACAUCUAUUGAAGAAAGUUAAUAAUUCAGAAGUCAAUUUACAAAUUUAUUCCCUAAUAACUAAGAGGGGUGAAAUAAUUUUCAAGUAUAUAUCUACUUUGUUGAUCAAGCCUAUUGAAGAUGUUGAUAAUGUUUUAUUAUUUUUAGACAAUAUACAGCUCAUUAUAAAAUUAAACACAGAAAUAGAAAUUUUGGAAGAACUAUAUAGAAAAAUAAUAUGUUUACUAAAAGAUGGUGAAGAUAUAUAUAAAAAUAUUUAUAGUAUUUUUAUCCUAAAUGCUAUAAGUUCAAUUGUUAGACAAUUUGAAAUAAAUAUUAUACAUGUAAAUGAAUUGGUUGGUAUUCUAAAUAAUAUAAAGUUCACUAAAACUAGUAUAAAAGAAGGAUUUGGGAGAUUGAGAAAUAUUUUCUAUUCAAAAGCCUGCGAAGUUAUUUUUGUUCUACUUCAUACAAAUUCUAGUGAAAAUAAAUGUGAUAGCAAUGAAAUUAUUAAAUAUACAGAUCUUGCACUAGAAUGUGGAGGGUACAGUUGUAUUAAGUGGAUCUUAAAUAUCAUAGACACCAUACUGCCAGAGAUUUUAGAGGAAAAAAUUAAAUUUGACAUAUCAAGCUUUUUGUCCAGAACUUGGAAUGAGAUAGAAGCAUUAAAAACGAAUAAACAGUACACAGAUUGUAUUGAAUGUUUCGUUAAAAUAAUAACUAAUACUGCACUACUAAAAGAACCAAUAUAUAACAAUACAGUAAUCACAUAUUGUAGUAAGAUAAUAGAAUAUGCGGCUAUGAAAAAUAUACCAUUGUAUUAUUUAGUAGAAGCUAUGGGAAAAAGAGAUAUAUUCCAAUUUGGGCAUAUGGUGUAUAUAUUUAGUGAAGUUUUAUUAGCUACAGCUGUGCCAAGGAAAGAUCAAAGGAUAAUGGAGAACCUAAUAGUUGAAUUAUCCAAAAAGUAUGACCUGGGAAAUAUAAGGGCACGACUGUACACGAAUUUUCAUAUCAAAUAUGAAUCCCUAUUAGUUUUAAGUAGAGUCACUGAUGCUGAAACUUUAGAAACAAUAGCAACAUUAACGAUAAAGAAGAUUGACGAAUUAUUCAGAAAUAAACAAAGAUAUCACAGUAAUUCAGCUUUACAUCGCACCUUGCGAAUUGGCUUGCAACAUUUGCUGCUAAUAUUUUUAAAACACAGAUCAAGUUAUGUGGAAAGAGUCGCUUUAUGGUGUGUUGAGUUUUUAGGGAAGAUACCUCAUCAACCAUCAAUACGACUUUACUUGGAGUGGUGUAUUGCACUGUUCUAUUAUUAUAAGGAAGAAAAGAUUACAGAGCUAUUAUUAGAUAGUUUUAAAACGAAAAAUGUACCCAUUACGUCACAGUUUAUGAUUUUAUACUGGUUACUAGUUCAUAAAAUGAAGAGAAAAAUUUGCCAACAGUCUGAAUAUGACUUAGUUAUGGAUACCUAUAUGGAGAAUACUAUGGGACCUACUUACAGUGUUAGACUGUAUGCACAAUACCUUGCUAAACGAAUAUUUUAUUUAAACAAAGAUGAGGACAAAAUAAACACUUCUGAAUAUAAACAAACAAUAAAAGUUAUAGAUAGAACGUUAAAUGAAGCAUCGAAAUUAAAAGAGAAGAGUUUUGACAAACUAAUGAAUGAUUUUCUAGUUCAUGAUUUUGAUAUUAUUGAAUAUUUGUUACCUUGUGCUCUUUAUAAUGGCGAAUUUCUGCAUGAAGAAUGGAAUAAUGAAAUGAUAAAUGAAGUGUAUGCUCUUAAUGUUUUUAAUGAAAUGAUUGAACUUAUUAGCACAAAUUCACAAGAUGAUUUUAUAAGAGAAUGGAAAGAAACUCACAAAGAUCAAGAAGAAGUUAUGAAGAUUAAAACGCAUUUGAAAAAUGCUGAUAUAAUUGAUAAUGUAAAGGAUGGUAUAGGGACUAUACAAAAGAAAUAUAUUCCUUGGAAGAAUAUGAGCGAUAUUGACGUACUUGAUAUGAAAAGAACGGAGAGUAACAGCGAAUUAAUAGUAGUGGCAUCCCUCAUCGAUAAAUUGCCUAAUUUGGGGGGAAUGGCGCGAACCAGCGAAGUGUUCGGAGUGAAUACUUAUGUAAUAGAUAGUUUGCGGCAUCUGCAGGAUAAGCAGUUUCAAGGAUUAAGCGUAUCAGCGGAAAGAUGGGUAAAUGUGGUAGAAGUACGUCCUGGGCAGCCAUUGAAAGACUAUCUUAUUUCAAAGAAGUCAGAAGGUUACACCAUCGUGGCAGCAGAACAGACAUCUUCGAGUAUACCUCUACAGUCCUUCAAGUUUCCGAAGAAAACGCUACUUUUGCUGGGGCACGAAAAAGAAGGUAUACCGUGUGAUCUAUUGCCGUACAUGGACGCGUGUGUAGAGAUACCACAACAGGGCGUGGUCCGGUCGCUCAAUGUACACGUAACAGCCGCCAUCUUUGUUUGGGAAUAUUCCAGACAAAUUAUACUUUAAAUUUUACAUACCUACAUAACUGAAAUUUGUAUAGGCUAUCUUAUCUGUGCACCAGUGAUGUCAUGUAAUAUAGGUUGAAUAUUCAUUUUAUUUAUAUUUUCUCAUGUAUAGUCAUUUUAAAAUAUUCUUAAUAGAAAAUUCUAAAUGUUCGAACUACCUACAUAGUUUUAAGUUUCUUACUCUUUGCCUAUUGUAAAUCGUUUAUUUAUGUAUAUAAUAAUUUUGUACCAUUAAAGGUUGUUCUCUAUAAUCUA
Molecule: messenger RNA, 4707 nt
Organism: Colias croceus (clouded yellow)
Lineage: Eukaryota; Metazoa; Arthropoda; Insecta; Lepidoptera; Pieridae
Exons: 7
Coding region: 233-4453 (1406 amino acids)
Biological process (GO): tRNA methylation
Molecular function (GO): RNA binding; tRNA (guanine) methyltransferase activity
Source: RefSeq, a predicted model, not a curated record